AUGGCUACUCAUUUGGGAAGGGGUGGAACCCGUAACAGGAAACGCAAGAGAGAGGAUGAAGGCAUUGCCCUGGAUGUUUCUGCCCCGGACUCUUCUCUUGCGACUACGCUGGUAAGGAGACCCUAUAACAUCGUUACGGAGAUACACAAGGCAAGGGAGGGCUACAGGAUAUCCUCAGUGGUGGAGAGUGGAGCUCCCAUUUGGACCUCUUCCGAUGGCCAUUCCUGUGACCACGUCGUCGUAAUAGUUGGAGAAAACAGGGCACCGACCCAUCUCAUUCUCUAUUUGACCGAUGGAGGCUUUAAACAGGACUGUUUGUACUAUGAAAAGAGAAGGGAAUGGGUAGGCAUCCAGGAAGAAGACUUUUACGGCAAAUUCCAUGCCAUGGUUAUCAUGAAGCUACUUGCCCUUUCCAUUUCAUUUGACACGAGAAAAAAGUACAACCCAAAGAUACUAUACGUCAACAAGUCCUCCAAGUUCCCCUUUGCAGUAUACGCUCCAAAUAGUAUAUGUCGCAUAAAAAGCGUCAAGAAUGGCACCGUCAUUUGGAAUGCAGGUGCUAAUGACCAAGGCUGCAUAUACGCCUCGUUUUAUCCGAGGGAUACUCCCACUUUGGCCUACCUGGUCAUUCACUCUUUGGGUGAACUCAAGGGUCUCUACUACUCCAAGAUGAGUGGGUCAUGGAAGUCUGUUGACAAGAAUGAGUAUCUGGAGGACUUGGCCAAGGCUGGCUUUGACAGAUCAAAGUUUAGCAACAGGAUAACUCUGGACAUAUCCAGUGUAGACAAUGAUCUGGUCUACACUUAUAGAUACAAUGUACAUGAAAACAUUACGUACAUGUACACUACACUUCCUGGUUUUUCACUUGAGAGGAUAGUUGAUGGAGUCGCUACAAUCUGGAAGGCCAAGGACACUGAACGAUGCACUUACAUCAAUGUAUUUGCUAAGAAGACGGGAUAUUUGGGGUUAUUUAUGUUUACGACUGACUCCACAAGCUGUCGUAAGAGUUUAUACUUUAGAAAGGUUGGUAAGGAAUGGAAAAAGGUUGACAGGAAUGGGUAUUAUCACAUUCUCGUAAAUGAUGAUUCUUCAAGGUAUACCCACCAGGGUGACGGUAAAAUCAUCAUGAGUAGCUUUAAGAAUAGGCAAGGUCUACGGAUUGCAACAUAUGCCUCCAGAGUUGAGAAUGCCAAGGGAGACUUCAUUUUGGUCCACGGAUUCAGGUCAUCUUUCAUGUCAGAGUUUGGCAUGUUUGACAUGGACUGGAAUUUGGAGCGGUUCGAAUAUCCGUCUAUUCCCUACGUUGACGGGAUCUUUAUCAACCACUGGGACCACUUGUACCAAACUUCUUCGUCCAUUGCAAGAUAUAAGCAUCUCUUUAACUAUACAAGUCUGGAUGGGUUGGAUGCCCUGGAGGUAUUACCGGAAUACAUUUACAACAACAGUUUCAUAGAAGCCCUUAAUAGGCUUGGCUACAACGUUUAUGCAAUGGACUUACAGUCCCAGGGUCUCUCUGGAUCCAUUAGCGAUUUAAGAUGCUAUGUGAACAAUUUUAAAGACCAUGUCUAUGACUUAAUGCAGUUUAUAAGUAUCGUCAAAAGAGGUAAAUUUGGGGAUCCUAAUGAACAGUGGGAUGAAGAAGCAGUUUACGAGAACAUUCCUACAAAUACAAAGACAUUCCUUUUAGCUCACUCAAUGGGAGGAAACAUUGCAGUUCAAGCUGUGCAAGAAUUUAACAAGCAUGCAAAGGAGGGAGCAAAGCUUAUAGACGGCCUUGUUGGUCUCUCGGCCAUGCUUAAUUUGGAUCACCAUUUAAACACCCCUGCGAGGAGACUAUUGAUGAAAUUCUCCAAGCUAUUAGAAUGGCUAGUUCCAAAAACGUUCAAUCCCUGCGAGAAUAUAGAAAACUAUGGGGAGUCGUUUGACUUUAUAAUGAGAUUUAUGAACCCAUUUCACUAUUCCGGGAAAUGCGCUAUAAAGCCAUAUAUAUCACUAUUUACUGCAUGUGAUGAUGUUAACAGGGAGGACAAUAUGGUAAACUACCCGAAGGAUUUGCCGACGCUAUUUGUGCAUACUAGAGACGAUUACGUUUGUGGAGUCCAGGGCCCUAGGGACAUGAUGACUAGGCAUUUAAAGGGGAGCAAAACGGCCAAACUUGUCGAACUAGAGGGAACAUGUCACUAUUUAAACGCUUACCAAUCGAUAUCCAGCGUCAUGCCGCAUAUCGACAGAUGGCUAGAGGAACUGUCUACAAAACCAUCACUUUCUGGAAAUGAAGUUUCAACCUCUGGCGAGUUAAGAAAUCAAUACUAUGGCGAUUUUGAGCAUCUCAGAGUUGCCUUAAUGCAGUAA
Molecule: messenger RNA, 2352 nt
Organism: Theileria equi strain WA
Lineage: Eukaryota; Apicomplexa; Aconoidasida; Piroplasmida; Theileriidae
Exons: 1
Coding region: 1-2352 (783 amino acids)
Cellular component (GO): membrane
Molecular function (GO): lipase activity
Source: RefSeq, a predicted model, not a curated record